AUGUUGGAAGAAGAGUAUUACACAUCAGUUGCCGUUGUUAUAAUUAUAAUGUCAUGCUUAUCUAUUUUAGGUGGAUUAAUAGUAGUUUUAACUUAUGUUAUGCUAAAAUAGCUCAGAAAUUUUGCUUUGAAGAUGGUGGUAUAUUUAUGUUUAAGCGAUAUACUCUCUAACGUUGCAAUGCUUUUAAUACCACCAAAUAUAUUGCAUUCUAAAAUUGGAGAAUAUGAACAUUCACCUAUUUGCACAGCUUAAUCAUUGCUAUAAUCAUGGGGUGAUUUAUCAUCAAUUAUUUGGUCAGGAUUGAUUUCUGUAGUUAUUUUUUUGACAGUGGUAAAAAGAGUGCAAGUAGAUACCCUCAGAAAAAAGGAGUACAUCUUCCUUAUAAUUGGAUUCCUUUUACCUCUUUUAGUUUCAUCAAUACCUUUUAUAAAUGAUACAUAUGGAGAGGACACAUAUUAUUGCUGGGUCAAAAGCAGUGCUAAAAAUUCUUUAGUUUUUAAAAUAUUAAUUAAUUAUGCUCCUUUGUGGCUGACUUUUUUGGUUAUCACAAUAUUAAAUUGUUUUACAACACAAACAAUUAAAAAUAUGGAAAAUGUUCCUGUGAUUUAGCAAAAAAGCAUGAAAAAAAUGCUUCUUUAUCCAUAUAUUCUGAUCAUAACAAGCUUUUGGGCAUCAGUUGUUGCAAUUAUGGAAUUUUCAAAUUAAGAAAUACCUGAAUUUAUUUAAAUAUUACACCACCUAUUCGCAAGAAGUUUAGGUAUAUUAAAUGCUUGCAUUUAUGGAUUAACACCUGUUGUUAGGUCAAAAUUGAGAAAUUCCCUUUCUGUCAGUUCCUUAGUUAAGUCAGAAAAGAAAAAUAAUAUUAUACAAAAGAACUUUAAAGAUGAAUAAAUACAUUCUGAAGGAGAUGAUAAUAACUCAUACUAAGGACAUGAUGAUUAGAUAAAUGAUAAUUUUAGCGACUCUAGCGAUGAUAUAUAUAACUUUAAAAAUGAUGUAGCCAUAAAUAAUGGCUCUUUUAAUGAAAGCAAUUUUCUAAAAACUGAAAACAAGAAAGAAAAACUUCAUGAAAUCUUGCUUUGA
This is a messenger RNA of Tetrahymena thermophila SB210, 1083 nucleotides long. Its product is annotated as slime mold cyclic AMP receptor. Lineage: Eukaryota; Ciliophora; Oligohymenophorea; Hymenostomatida; Tetrahymenidae. The record is from RefSeq and is a predicted model, not a curated record. Gene Ontology annotation, molecular function: G protein-coupled receptor activity. The transcript has 2 exons. Gene Ontology annotation, cellular component: plasma membrane. Gene Ontology annotation, biological process: cell surface receptor signaling pathway; adenylate cyclase-activating G protein-coupled receptor signaling pathway.